This is a messenger RNA of Oncorhynchus kisutch (coho salmon), 2104 nucleotides long. RefSeq names its product myocilin. Bases 319 to 1689 code for a protein of 456 amino acids. Gene Ontology annotation, biological process: signal transduction; osteoblast differentiation. The transcript is spliced from 3 exons. Lineage: Eukaryota; Metazoa; Chordata; Actinopteri; Salmoniformes; Salmonidae. Gene Ontology annotation, cellular component: Golgi apparatus. The record is from RefSeq and is a predicted model, not a curated record.
GCAGCGUGUUCUAACUCAGAGAACAACAGACAGUGACAAAAGACCAGGGACGCAGUCAGAAAUAAAAGAGACCACGCAAAGAAUUCAACAGGAUAUAAACCUGAUCUCAGCUGAAAGGUUCCAUCACAGGUCCUCUGAUCCAUCAGAAAGAAAGAAAGAAAGAAAGAAAGAAAGAAAGAAAGAAAGAAAGAAAGAAAGAAAGAAAGAAAGAAAGAAAGAAAGAAAGAAAGAAAGAAAGAAAGAAAGAGAACAACUCCUGAAGGACCAAGAGAGUGAUCCAGUCUGAGACCCAGGUGAUCCAUCCACCUGUCCUCCAGAAUGUGGCUCCAGGUAGCCUUGGGUCUGUCCUACCUGGUUCUGAGCUCCCAGAGCCAGGACAGAGCCUCCCUGAGACGCUCCAAUGACCACACGGGGCGCUGUCAGUACACCUUCACCGUGGACAACCCUGCCGAGGCAAGCUGCUCCGGGACCAGCGGAGGACCAGAUAUGGAGGUGGUGAAAUCUCGUCUCACCCUGCUAGAGGCCCUGGUCAGCAGGCUGCUGGGGGGCAAGGGAGCAGGGGGAGAGGGUCCAGGGGGUGGGGGAGACAAGACCAUCCAGGAAGCGUACUCCCAGGCCAUGAGAGAUAAGAGCCAGCUGCAGGGGGACAAGGAGCAGCUGAACAGGCAGGUGCAGGGGCUCCAGAGGAGGGUGGACGAACUGAGUGCGGCGGCUGAGACACUACGACAGAGACCAUGCCACCAGCACCAAGCCGCUGGAGCAGGACUCCCACUUCACGAGCUCAACCAGAGACCAGCCAGCGACUCUCUCUAUCAGGAGAUGAAGGCAGAGGUGACUGAGGUCCCAGCAUCACGUCUCAUUCAAGACGCUGGAAAGAACCACACAGGCUGUGGUGAGCUGGUGUCUGUGGGAGAGCCCGUCCUGCACCGAAAGGCUGACAGCAUCACAGGGAAGUACGGGGUGUGGCUGCAGGACCCUGAGCCCAUGGCCUCUCCAUACGGAAACAAGACGGUGUGGCGCAUCGACACAGUGGGCACGGACGUCCGCCAGCUGUUCGCCUAUGAGGACAUGGAGCAGUUUGCCAAGGGCUUCCCCAUGAAGGUUAUGGUGCUGCCUGAGCCCGUGGAGAGCACAGGGGCCACCCUGUACCGUGGUUCCCUCUACUACCAGCGCCGACGCAGCCGCACCCUGCUCCGCUACGACCUUGCCUACGAGAGCCUGGCGGCACGCCUGGACCUCCCCCACGCUGGCUUCCACGGCCAGCACCCCUACUCCUGGGGUGGCUACACAGACAUCGACCUGGCGGUGGACGAGCAGGGCCUGUGGGCCAUCUACAGCACCAGCAAGGCCAAGGGAGCCAUCGUGGUGUCCCAGCUGGACCCUGAGAGCCUGGAGGUGAAGAGGAGCUGGGAGACCAACAUCAGGAAGAACACAGUGGCUAACUCCUUCAUGAUUUGCGGUCGGCUCUACACGGUGGCCAGCUACACGGCCCCAGACACCACCGUAAACCAUGUGUUCGACACGGCCACCAGCCAGGGCAGAGGCAUGGCGGUGCCCUUUAAGAACCACUACCGCUACAACAGCAUGGUGGACUACAACCAUGCCCAGAGGAAGCUCUAUGCCUGGGACAACUUCCACAUGAUCACCUACGACGUCAGCUUGGGGAGACCCAGCAGAAGCAGCCAAUAAGAGGAGGCUGGGCAGAGAUGAUGGACUGGUGUGGCGUGAACUCAUAUGCUGUUACUAGAAUAUUAUCAACCAACAACAUUACUAACAGUUUUAUAAUCAGAUCACAGCGAGGCCUGUUGCUACUCUGUCUACUACAAUGCAUUUUUUUUCUACUAAUGUAAAUAAGUGAAUGAAUGAAUGAAUCUUACAAUAAAAUUAAUGGCAGGAGAUUCACUAAGGUGGAACUCCAUGUAAACAGAGAUAUUGUAUUAUAUACGAUGUAUUUUACUUAUUUUAAUUUAAAAAUGUACUGUACUGUCCAUGUUGAGUCUAUAUUCAAGUUGUAUCUUCACUAUUGUGUAUUAUAUGGGCUCCAAUUACCAUUUGUAUGUAAUUUUAUCUCUCAAUAAAUAUUAAAAUGAUAGAGAUCCCUAAA